AUGCCAAAAUCUGGAAGCAAAGGCAGGAACCAGCAGGGACACUAUCCACGUUUACAGAAGCGGAAAAUAAGGCCUAAGUUCAAGCACCUACCUCGCGCACACUAUACGACCUGGGAGAAAAAAAGUGUACCCCCGCCACCCCGGGGGCCGCCCGAGGGGCCCCUGGGGGCCGUGGCGCCGGAAGACGAGGACGAAGAGCCAGGGGACCCGGAGGAGGAGGAGGAGGGAGAGGAGGAAGAGGAGCCGGACCCCGAGUCCCCUGAGAACGGCUCCCUGCCCCGGUUCGUGCCGCGCUUCAAUUUCACCCUGAAGGACCUGACUCGCUUUGUGGAUUUCAACAUAAAAGGGCGCGACGUGAUCGUGUUCCUGCACAUCCAGAAGACCGGGGGCACCACGUUCGGCCGGCACCUGGUGAAGAACAUCCGGCUGGAGCAGCCGUGUAGCUGCAAAGCGGGCCAGAAGAAGUGCACCUGCCACCGGCCCGGCAAGAAGGAAACGUGGCUCUUCUCCCGCUUCUCUACUGGCUGGAGCUGCGGACUGCACGCAGACUGGACGGAGCUCACCAACUGUGUGCCGGCCAUCAUGGAGAAGAAAGACUGUCCCCGCAACCACAGCCACACCAGGAAUUUCUAUUACAUCACAAUGUUACGUGAUCCAGUGUCUCGUUACCUGAGCGAAUGGAAACACGUCCAGAGAGGGGCCACGUGGAAAACCUCCCUCCACAUGUGCGAUGGGAGAAGCCCCACCCCGGAUGAGCUGCCCACCUGCUACCCUGGGGAUGACUGGUCUGGGGUUAGCUUGCGGGAGUUCAUGGACUGCACCUACAACCUAGCUAACAACCGCCAGGUGCGCAUGCUGGCUGACCUCAGCCUGGUGGGCUGCUACAACUUGACUUUCAUGAACGAGAGUGAAAGAAACACCAUCCUGUUGCAGAGUGCAAAAAACAACCUGAAGAACAUGGCUUUCUUUGGGCUCACAGAAUUCCAGAGGAAGACACAGUUUCUCUUUGAGAGGACAUUCAACCUCAAGUUCAUCUCUCCCUUCACACAGUUCAACAUCACGCGGGCUUCCAAUGUGGAGAUCAAUGAGGGUGCCCGCCAACGCAUUGAAGAGCUAAACUUCUUGGACGUGCAGCUUUAUGAAUAUGCAAAGGAUCUCUUCCAGCAGCGCUACCACCACACCAAGCAGCUGGAGCACCAGAGGGACCGGCAAAAGAGGCGGGAGGAGCGGAGGCUGCAGCGGGAGCACAGGGGCCAUCGGUGGCCCAAGGAGGACGGGAACACAGAGGGGGCAGUCACUGAGGACUACAACAGCCAGGUGGUGAGAUGGUGACCCCCUGCCCUUUCCUCCCUCUGAAGGGGGGAUGAGCAGGAGCACUGACCUCGUGUGGCAUUACCGUGGAGACUGCUGGGACUGGUGGGCCAUUCUGAGGACAUCUGGCUAUAUGUGG
Messenger RNA from Pteropus alecto (black flying fox), 1450 nucleotides. It is a transcript of the gene HS6ST3, whose product is annotated as heparan sulfate 6-O-sulfotransferase 3. Bases 1 to 1332 code for a protein of 443 amino acids. NCBI's taxonomy places the organism in Eukaryota, Metazoa, Chordata, Mammalia, Chiroptera, Pteropodidae. Gene Ontology annotation, cellular component: membrane. Gene Ontology annotation, molecular function: heparan sulfate 6-sulfotransferase activity. The record is from RefSeq and is a predicted model, not a curated record. The transcript is spliced from 3 exons.